UGUAAACUUGUUUUCUUUUUUUAAAACUGAUCUUUGAUUCUUGUUGAUUUUCUAUGUGAUUAGAAUUGAUUGUCUAAGUUAUUCAUUAGUAGAUUAAUUGUUUGCCUUUUCAUUUGAGUGAAACAAAAUUCUUAUUCUAUUUUAUUUCUCCUCUUCUCUGUUUGGUUUCUAUCAAAAUGAUCAACACAGGUAAAUUAGCUGGUCGUACAGCUUUUAUCACUGGUGCCAGUAGAGGUAUUGGUAAAGCUAUUGCUCUUAAAUUGGCCAAAGAUGGUUGUAAUGUAGCGAUUGCUGCUAAAACGGUUGAUCCCCAUCCUAAAUUACCAGGAACCAUUUAUACUGCUGCUAAAGAAGUUGAGGAAGCUGGUGGUAAAUGUUUACCUCUUCAAGUUGACAUUAGAUAUGAGGAUCAAGUCAAAGAUGCCAUUGAAAAGACUGUUGCUAAGUUUGGUGGACUUGAUAUUCUCAUCAACAAUGCCAGUGCAAUCAAUUUAACCCCAACAGAAGUGACCGAUAUGAAAAGAUAUGAUCUAAUGCAUUCUAUUAAUACUCGGGGUACCUUUGUUACCUCUAAAACGGCUAUUCCACAUCUAAAGAAAUCCAAUCAUGCUCACAUCUUGAAUUUGAGUCCACCUUUGGUAAUGAAUUCACGAUGGUUCAAACCUCAUGUUGCAUAUACUAUGGCCAAGUAUGGAAUGUCAAUGUGUGUCCUAGGAAUGUCGGAAGAAUUUCGAGACGAUAAGAUUGCCGUUAACGCUUUGUGGCCUAGAACUGCUAUUUGGACAGCGGCUAUGAAUGUGAUUACCGAAGGACCUGAAGUGAAAAAAAUUUGCAGAAAACCGGAUAUUCUUGCUGAUGCUGCUUAUGGUAUUUUAACCAAAUCACCUGAACAAUUUACAGGUCAAUUUGUUGUUGAUGAAACUUUCCUUAAACAAGAAGGUGUCACCAAUUUUGAUCAAUACGCUGAGGUUCCCGGUGAAAAGUUAAUGUUGGACUUUUUCUUACCCGAUGAAUAUUAUGAGGGUGAAGAUAUUCCUGAAAAUUUUGGUGAUCAGGCUAAACCAUCAGCCACCAGUGGAGUCUUUAAGGUGGAUAAGGUUUUCAAUGGGAUUAAAAAUUUACUUGAUGACAAUUUAAAGAGUCAAAUUAAUGCUCUUCUAUUUUUCCAAAUAUCUGGUAAAAAUUGGAUCGUUGAUGCUCAUGAGAGUAGACCAAUUGUCGUCAAUCAAAAUGAUAAUCCUUCAGGAAAUCCCGAUGUUACCCUUAUCACCGAUGAAGAUACUUUCUACAAAAUGGCCAAAGGUGAUAUCAAGGCAACAAACGCUUUUAUGGCCGGUAAACUAAAGAUCAAGGGAAACAUUUCGGUAGCCAUGAAACUAGAGAAAUUGUUUGUCCAAAUCAAAGCAAAACUUUGAUUAUUCUCUAAACGUUAUAUUCAUCUUCCUAAUCAAUCCAAUUAUUAUCAAUUAUUAAUGUGAACACAGAUGAAAAUUGUAACCUUAACAAAAAUUAUUUUAUAAACAUUUUUUCAACAAUUAUAA
Molecule: messenger RNA, 1541 nt
Organism: Panonychus citri (citrus red mite)
Lineage: Eukaryota; Metazoa; Arthropoda; Arachnida; Trombidiformes; Tetranychidae
Product: hydroxysteroid dehydrogenase-like protein 2
Exons: 3
Coding region: 177-1415 (412 amino acids)
Source: RefSeq, a predicted model, not a curated record